AGAACGGGUUGUAGUCUGGUAUGAAACCGAAAGAAUUGCAGACAGAAAACCAACAAUUUACAGUGAAUGUCAUUAAUUAUAUGUACAUUGCAAGCGUUGAUUGCUAAAGAAAGACACUAAAUAAGCACAUCUUUAUAAUAGUAGUUAAAAGAAAAACUCAAUAUAAAAGUGAAAGUUAAUUUGUCACAUGAUUUCGCGACACAUCCAAAAAUCUUAGAUUAUCUGUUCCUAAUUAAGAAGCAAAUUUUGGUUUGAUUUACAUUAUAAGCGAGUAUGAGACUCAAGGUGUGUCAUCUACUGGGUACUAGUUUAUUGAGAUCGUCGUCAAGGAUACAGUUGAGCACAGUUUCAUACAGUGUUUUAAAUAAACCUGGUGUAAUUGGUCCGCCCAGGACUGUCCCAGACCAUAUCAAGAAACCACCAUAUGUUGCCACAGGUGUAGUUCCUGCCAGUCCAUUAGAGCCAGAAAUUAAGAGAGAUGUAGACAUUCAAGGUACAUGGAAUGCCUGUAAACUAGCUAGAUACGUACUGGAUCGUGUCUCCAAAUCUAUAAAGGUUGGCACAACUACAGAUCAAAUUGACAAAAUUGUACAUGAAACAUGUAUAGCUAACAACGCCUACCCUUCACCUUUAAUGUAUAAAGGUUACCCGAAGUCGGUUUGUACGUCUGUGAAUAAUGUACAUUGUCAUGGUAUACCUGAUGAUAGGCCACUAGAGGAUGGGGAUAUUGUAAAUGUUGACGUUAGUGUGUUUUUCCAUGGUUACCAUGGUGAUGUAUCAGAGACAUUCAUGGUCGGUGAUGUCGAUGAGGCUGGUAGAAAACUAUUGGAAGUUGGUCGUCAAAGUUUAAUGGAAGGAAUAAAAGUUUGUAAACCAGGGACUAGAUUCUGUGAUAUUGGAAACGCAGUUAGUGAAUAUGCGUACUCUGAGGGUUUUGUAGUAGUACCUGAAAUAACUGGUCAUGGUAUUGGCUCGUAUUUCCAUGGACCACCAACUAUUUUUCAUAUUCCUUAUGAAAUCGAUGAAACAAAGUUGUAUAUGCAGCCAGGGAUGACCUUUACCAUAGAACCGGUGAUAUGUGAAGGUACUGAAGAGUAUAAAACGUGGUCAGAUGGUUGGACGAUAGUGUCCAAAGAUAACAGUAGAUCUUGUCAGUUUGAACAUACAGUACUUAUUACACAAACAGGGGCGGAAAUCUUGUCAAAAUGGUACUACAGGGACUAUGGAGAUAUGUAGCGUGAAUUUGUAAGCUAUGAAUGCCAUGGUAAUAAGGAAGUGAAAGCUGGAUGGCUGAUUAUUUAAAGAGAACAAACACAGUAAAUGGUUUAUUUAAAGAGAACAAACACAGUAAAUGGUUUUAUCAUAGGAGUACAGAAAAGUGUUUUGUGGUGUAUGAUUCAACUGUAUUACCAUUAUGUAAAGAAUGUUGACAAUUUUAGAAUUGACUUACUGUCUUAGUUAUAGCAUAUUUAUUGUAGAUAGGAGCAUUUUUUGAACAUUGAUCAUUCCACUCUCUGAACUCACUAGUACUAAUGUUAUAUUAGAAGGGCUGUGACAAAUGUUUGUAGAAUAGAGAGACGGACAGUUUAUACCAACAGGCCAUGUCUCCCUUACUUAUUUCUAAAUGCAUUUCAGUGUAAAUGAAUGACUCUUUUAAAACAUGACAGUAACAGUAUUUUUUGAUGCAUGAUAUUUAUGAAAACAACAGUAAUACCUCUA
This is a messenger RNA of Ruditapes philippinarum (Manila clam), 1719 nucleotides long. RefSeq names its product methionine aminopeptidase 1D, mitochondrial-like. The record is from RefSeq and is a predicted model, not a curated record. The transcript is spliced from 8 exons. The coding region runs from base 274 to 1236 and encodes 320 amino acids. Gene Ontology annotation, biological process: proteolysis. Gene Ontology annotation, molecular function: metalloaminopeptidase activity. NCBI's taxonomy places the organism in Eukaryota, Metazoa, Mollusca, Bivalvia, Venerida, Veneridae.